CGGGGCCUGGUGGAGCAGGGACGGCAUAUGGGCGGGGCCACAGGCUGGAAGCUUCCCCCUCUGCCCAUGGUAGCCACCUCCUAUCCACCUGGCCUUCCUCUCCGAGGAGCCGGGAAGUGUUCCACUUCUCCAAACGGCACCCACUCUGGGUGCAACUGACCCCCCGCUGGCCCCUGGGGCAUGUGCAGUAUUGCAGUGAGGUGCACUGAGUUGUGCCUACAGGCGGAGGCUCUGCUAGUGGCUCUUUGGUAAGCUCAUAAAUGUGUCCCUCUGUCCAGCACCCCCUGCUGGGGCAGAAGCAGAAGAAGGCGCGCCAGGAGCCCACGCUGGAAGCCAAGCCCAAGAAAUUGAAAGUGAAAAAGUUGGACGCCCAGAGCCCCGCAGAGGAGCCCAGUGCCCCCUCUCAGACUGUCAGGAGACUGCGGAAGAAGAAGGAGGAGAAAGGGGAGGAGGAGAGCGAGAAGCAGCCCUAUCUCAAAUCCACCAAAGAGCCCAGGAAGAAGAAAGAGAGUCCCGCCUUGCACGUCAGUGUGGCCAAAGCCUCUAAGAAGAAGCAGGCCGACUCGGAGGAGGAGGAAGAGGAGGAGGCGGAGAAUGACGACCCACCCAAAAAGCCCAAAAAGAAACCGCCCAAAGACAUCCCAGCUAGAGAGAGCAAGGAGAGAAAACCCAAGCUGAGAGGUCAGCAGCAGGGGAAGGGACUGCAAUGUGGAGGAGACAGAAGUGAGGGCGAUGCCAAGACCCGAGCUGCAAAGCCCACGAAGAAGGAGCCGACAUCUAUGUUCCAAGUGAGCGGGGACAAGAAGGAGAGAAAAGGCAAAAAGAAAGCCGCAGCCGUCAUGAGCAGCGAGGCGGAAGACGACUCGGAUUCCAGCACCAAGCCAAUCAAACCCGACCCGAAAAGGGACACAGCUUCCAUGUUCCAGGCAGGCGGUGACAGCCACAGGGAGAAGAAGACCAAAAAGAAAGCUCUCCCCAAAGCCACCGGAGAGCAGAGCGAGGGGGAGGCCUCGGAGAGCCCUCCGAAGAACUCCAAUAAGAAAGGGAAAGGAAAGAAGGCCAAGAAGAAGGAGGAGAGGCCGCCUUCCCCUGUCAUCGAAGUGGACAGCCUGGAGGACUUUGUGCUGCAGCCGGCUCCUCAGGGCGUGACCAUCAAGUGUCGGGUCACUCGAGACAAGAAGGGGAUGGACCGGGGCCUCUACCCUACGUACUACCUGCACCUGGACAACGAGAAAAAGGUGUUCCUGCUGGCUGGUCGGAAGCGGAAAAAGAGCAAGACCUCAAACUACCUGAUUUCCAUUGAUCCCACUGAUUUGUCCCGAGGUGGGGAGAACUUCAUUGGGAAGCUGAGAUCCAAUUUAAUGGGGACUAAGUUCACCGUGUUUGACAAUGGAGUGAACCCCGACAGAGCGAACGCCGACUGGUCCAACGUGCGACAGGAGCUAUCGGCCGUUGUGUAUGAGACAAACGUUUUAGGGUUCAAAGGACCCCGGAAGAUGACCGUGAUCAUCCCUGGAAUGAAUUCGGACAAUGAGCGGGUACCAAUCCGGCCCCGAAACGAUAACGAUGGGCUCCUUACGAGGUGGCAGAACAAGAGCAUGGACAACCUCAUCGAGCUGCACAACAAGGCCCCAGUAUGGAAUGACGAGACCCAGUCCUACGUCCUGAACUUCCACGGCAGGGUCACCCAUGCCUCCGUCAAGAACUUCCAGAUCGUGCACAGCGAUGACCUUGACUACAUUGUGAUGCAAUUUGGCCGGGUGGCAGACGAUGCUUUCACCAUGGACUACAACUAUCCCCUGUGUGCUGUGCAGGCUUUUGCCAUUGCUCUGUCCAGCUUUGAUGGGAAGCUGGCCUGUGAAUAAUACACCGAGGAGCCCUACACACCCCUGCUGUACUGAGCUUAGCUCACUCAGAGAGGCAGCGUUGCCAAGUGGAGUGGCUGAGCGAGGCAGGAGUUUGCCUACAACGUGAGGAUCCAAGCUGACAAUCGAGAACCUGCGGCUGGUCUGGUGUUACUAAUGACACCUGUGCACAUCUGGAGACUGUGACCAAGUGGAAUCAUUAACUGUAACUAUGUACCAGGUUUUAACAGGUCAGAUAUCACAGUCACCAUUCCAUCUGCCCUGCCUUCCACCCUGAAGGAACAGAUGGCCACAAGCACUGCAGAGAUGCUCUGGUGGGUUGGAUUGUAACUGCAGAAUCCCACCGUACUUUGUGUAGUCUUAUCUCCAUCGAGUCUCUGAUGGGUCAGAACUGGCCACUGGCCCCAGUCCAUAAAGCAGAAUCUCUCCCUCUAUGUACUUAGCAGACAGUUACUCUGAUUUCAUCCUGCCAGGACGUUCCUGGGACUCCUGGAAAAGUGUUGAGUUUUUAGAUUCUCUUUUGUAUAUUGUAGCAUUAGGUUUAAAUGACAAAGGCUGAAU
This is a messenger RNA of Pelodiscus sinensis (Chinese soft-shelled turtle), 2426 nucleotides long. Lineage: Eukaryota; Metazoa; Chordata; Testudines; Trionychidae. The record is from RefSeq and is a predicted model, not a curated record.